UCGACUUCGAGUUGUAUAAAAGACAAUAGCAGCCCAAGGUGGAUCAUCAGUCAACGAUCGUUCCCCGUUCUACCACUGCAAAAUAACCGAAAUGUUCAAAAUCAUCUUGGUCUGCGCUCUUGUUUGCCUGGCUGCAGCUUAUCCAGGACAAUUGGAUGAUGUUAACGCCGAAGUAAUCUCACGCAGUGAAGAUAUUCGCCCAGAUGGCUUCAAUACCCAUCUCGAGAUUUCAAAUGGCAUCAAGGAGGAUAGAGCUGGCGAUGAACAUGGCAACAUUAGGGGCAGCUUCAGUUUCGACACACCCGAGGAUGAGCCGGUCGAAAUAACCUAUAUUGCCGAUGAGAACGGCUAUCAACCAACUGGUGCUGUUCUGCCAACUCCGCCACCAAUUCCUGCUGAAAUUCAAAGGGCUCUCGAGUGGAUCGCAUCUCAUCCUUACAACGAGGAGCACUAAGGAAUCAAGUGUCCUAACAUUUAUAUUAUAAUCGUCAAAAGUAAAUGAAUUAAGUAAAAAGUAGUAAAAUAUA
This is a messenger RNA of Drosophila sulfurigaster albostrigata, 527 nucleotides long. Its product is annotated as larval cuticle protein 1-like. Gene Ontology annotation, cellular component: chitin-based extracellular matrix. NCBI's taxonomy places the organism in Eukaryota, Metazoa, Arthropoda, Insecta, Diptera, Drosophilidae. Gene Ontology annotation, molecular function: structural constituent of chitin-based larval cuticle. Bases 92 to 454 code for a protein of 120 amino acids. The record is from RefSeq and is a predicted model, not a curated record. The transcript is spliced from 2 exons.